AUGCAUGCCCACGACACCAACCCAAACCCCGACCUGUGGGACCAUCAACCUGGUCCAGCUAAGAACAGCGGUAUGAUGGAAUGCUCUUCUGGUGAUUCAAUCACGAGUCCCGUGCUCUUAUCUCGUGUGCCGUCAGGGGUGGGGCCUGAAGUGAGCUGUGGUGGGCGCGCGUCAUUGGCUGUGCACCGUCACGUGCCGCCUCCUUCCGAGACCGCUAUUGGAUGGCACCUGUGGGUCUCUGUGAAGGAUAGCUUUUCUGACAGGACCCAGGAGCCCAGAGGAGUUGCUGGAAACUGGGAAAAGGACAAUGUCGGUGGGACCAGGAGAGCGGUGGGGGUGCGCUCAAGAGAUGGCAUCCCCGUGGCUGUGGGUGUGGAGACACCCACAUCAUGCUGCAGUGUGGCAGAAAUCAUGUCCGUGCUUUUCUUCCACACCAUGAAGUAUCGCUCCGAUGACCCCAGGAACUUCAACAACGACCGUUUCAUCCUGUCCAAGGGUCACGCUGCUCCGGCCCUUUACUCCAUGUGGGUUGAAACAGGUUUCCUGAAGGAGGCCGAGCUGCUCAGCUUGUGCCAGGUUGACUCUACCCUGGAGGCCCACCCAACCCCAAAGCAGCAGUUUGUGGAUGUAGCCACUGGAUCCUUGGGGCAGGGUCUAGGUGUGGCCUGUGGAAUGGCUUACACCGGGAAAUAUUUUGACAAGUCCAGUUACCGUGUGUUCUGCCUGCUGGGGGAUGGUGAGAUGUCUGAGGGAUCUGUCUGGGAGGCCAUGUCCUUCGCUUCUCACUACAAGCUCGACAACCUGGUGGCCAUCUUGGACAUCAACCGGCUGGGUCAAAGUGACCCUGCUCCCCUGCAGCAUCACGUGGAUAAAUAUCAGAAACGCUGUGAAGCUUUCGGUUGGCAUUCUAUAAUCGUGGAUGGACACAGCGUGGAGGAGCUGUGCAAGGCUCUGAGCCAGCCGCGCCAUCAACCCACUGCUAUCAUCGCUAAAACCAUCAAGGGCAAAGGCAUUCCAGCUGCAGAAGACAAGUUAGGCUGGCACGCCAAACCUCUGCCCAAAGACAUGGCCGACAUGGUUAUGAAGGAUCUGCAGAGUCGCAUCAUGAACAGCAGCAAGCACUUGUACCCAUCUUCUCCCAUGGAGGACUCCCCACCGGUCAGCCUGAGAAACAUGAGGAUGCCGAGCGCACCGACCUACAAGGCUGGAGAGAAGAUUUCAACACGGAAAGCGUAUGGGAUGGCUUUGACCAAGCUGGGCCGCUACAAUGAGCGUUUCGUGGUCCUGGAUGGAGACACCAACAACCUCACCUACUCGGAGAUCUUCAAGAAUGAGUAUCCCAACCGCUUCGUCGAGUGCUACAUCGCACAGCAGAACAUGGUCAGUGUUGCCAUGGGAUGCGCUGCCCGUGAGAGGAAUGUGGUGUUCGCCAGUACUCUUGCCUCCUUUUUUACCCGUGCCUAUGACCAGCUUCGCAUGGCAGCCAUCUCAGAAAGCAACAUCAACCUGUGUGGCUCCCACUGUGGCCUCUCCACUGGAGAGGAGGGUCCUUCUCUGAUGGGUCUGGAGGACAUGGCUAUGUUCAGGGCCCUUCCCACAGCGACCAUUUUCUACCCCUGUGACGGUGUCUCUACGGAGAAGGCUGUGGAAUUGGCUGCAACCACAAAGGGUGUUUGCUACAUCCGAACCAGCCGCCAAGACAGUGCCAUCAUCUAUAACAGCAACGAGGACUUCCAUGUCGGACAGGCAAAGGUGGUGCACCAGAACAAGGAUGACCAGGUGACUGUGGUGGCAGCUGGAGUGACUUUGCAUGAGGCGCUGGCAGCAGCUGAACAGCUAAAGAAAGAGAGGAUCUCAGUGAGGGUUAUUGAUCCCUUCACAAUCAAACCCCUGGAUGCCAAAACCAUCAUCGAUCACACACGUGCCACCAGGGGACGAGUCCUCACUGUAGAGGACCACUACUAUGAAGGCGGCCUAGGUGAGGCAGUGUGCUCAGCCAUGGUCAAUGAGUCCGGCUUCAGCCUGCAACGUCUGGCUGUGUCCCAUGUUCCCCGCAGUGGCAAACCACAGGAGCUCCUCAAGCUAUAUGGCAUCGACCGUGAUGCAAUCGCCCAGGCCGUCCGCAAGAUGCUCAGCACCUCCACCAACGCCAAGUAA
Messenger RNA from Limanda limanda (common dab), 2157 nucleotides. Its product is annotated as transketolase-like. Bases 1 to 2157 code for a protein of 718 amino acids. The transcript is spliced from 15 exons. Gene Ontology annotation, biological process: pentose-phosphate shunt, non-oxidative branch; ribose phosphate biosynthetic process. Lineage: Eukaryota; Metazoa; Chordata; Actinopteri; Pleuronectiformes; Pleuronectidae. Gene Ontology annotation, molecular function: transketolase activity; thiamine pyrophosphate binding. Gene Ontology annotation, cellular component: extracellular exosome; endoplasmic reticulum membrane. The record is from RefSeq and is a predicted model, not a curated record.